Molecule: messenger RNA, 1285 nt
Organism: Asterias rubens (European starfish)
Lineage: Eukaryota; Metazoa; Echinodermata; Asteroidea; Forcipulatida; Asteriidae
Exons: 2
Coding region: 234-1274 (346 amino acids)
Source: RefSeq, a predicted model, not a curated record
AGGCAAUAUUGGGGAUCAGAGGGAUGGGCUUUAUUUUACCACCAGAGAGAAUUUAGAAUCAAUUUAUUUUGAUUCAAUGAACGGCGGAAGCACAACUCAAACUCCUCCAUCAGGUUUCUUGUGACCGGUGGGCCACGACCUGUCUCCAUAGUUGCUCAUUGGGUCACUUCAUCAGCUUACGAGUAUUUUGAAACCAAUGGAGAUACCCCAUUAAUUUACUGUCAAACGUCACCAUGGCAAGAAGGCGCUCAGAUCCAAAGGAUCUUCCUUUAGUUCGAGCUGUCGCGUUUUAUAACCCGAUGGCACCUCCACUGGUGCCCCGAGUUCUCAUCGACGCACUACCUCAACUCUUAGAGAAUAUUCGAGUAUUUCCUGGAUAUGGGAUGUUCAGUGGUCCCACUCCAUACCAGCGCAUAGGGGCAGCCCUUACCAACCUAUCCAUGGUCUACACAAACCUUGGGAAGGCACAAUACAUCCCGCAACCAGAUUUUACAGACCCAGCGUUUCAAUGCGCCUACGUGUUUCAGUACCUGGUGAAACACUGCCAUCUGGUCUACCAGAUACUGUGGAAGACGUUACCGAUCAGCAUCGCUAGGAUCUGGCUCCAGAGGGGCGUCAAUGUUUGCUCGAUCGGAGGCGGUCCCGGUACCGAUAUCAUCGGGGUCCUGGUGUUCCUUCGUUCCAUGGGAUCGUAUCUAGGGUACCCGGAGAACACUGGGCGUGUCAUGGGUUACGUACUGGAUCAGUACGGCGCAUGGGAGAGCACCUGGUCGUCCCUUAGAAGCAACAACGCCACUCUAAGAGACAGUCAGAUAUACUGCUCUUACAUCACUUGCGAUCUUUUGGACGAGUUGCCCACAGCUGCCACGGAGGAUGAGAUUCGACAGGCCGACCUGGUCACCAUGAUUAAGUCACUAUCUGCAUUUCAAAUGUUCCUAAAGGAUGGGCGCGAUAUCAGGCACUGUGCCGUCACCAAACUUCUCAGGCAGCUGAGGAGAGGUGCCUUCGUUCUCUUCAUCGACAACAAGGACGAGAUGUCCAGACGUAUCUUCUACACCGGAUACAGGAGCCAGAAUAGGAUUUUUCUUGAAGACAUGGCCGCACCGGCAGGGUUACGAAUAGUGGGAGAGUGGCAUGGCAAGACAACGACACGGCUCGAGUGGGACCACCAUCGCUGCCUGAUGGUGCAGCUAAAGCAGUUCCAGUUGAACGACUGGAAAGUUCCGGGACUACGAACAUGCGAUGUCAGUGCGUUCCUUCUUCAAAAGCAAUAACAUUCAACAUG